CUAAAAAUAGAAAUAAGACUGAGCGAUGGUACGCUACUUGUGAUAUGUUGAUACGCUGGGCAUGAAAAAUUUGUCAUGUUUCAGCCACGACAUAUAAAAGAACGUUGCUUCACCAGCACAAAGGGACCUUAAAAACUCUUAAUAUCCAAUCUUUAUCUUAUGGCUGUCUACGCGCUGCCAACUGAAUUAAUAUGUCAGGUCUUCACCGAACUUGCCAGCCCUAGUGACUUCUUCAACCUACAACUUGCAUCCAAAUCAUUCAACGCCAUUUCUGACGUACCAAGCGUACGACGAGCCUUUUUGGAAAAAUUAUUCACUCCAUCAAGGAAGCACAUUUUCGCAACCACCAAAGAACAAUGGUCUGACGAGACUUUCAAAGGUAUCUGCGCCUUUUUGGAGUCCUCCAACAUCAAGCCUGCCUAUACCGACAUUCGACUUGUCAUCCAACAAGUUCCUACUUCGCAUUUCUGCAACUUCCUGUAUCCUAGCAACGAUGUGAAGAGAGCUAUCUUGAACUUGUUCAAGUCUCAAGCUCUUCCAGCUCAAAGUUCUAAGCCACUCACCAUCCCCACUUUGGACAAUGACAUUUUGGCACAAGCCGAAUAUGUCGUUUACCAGGAAGCCACCAGCCACAUGGCUCCUCGCCGCAUCUUCUACAACGUCACUCUCAAGAAAGACAGCGACAAGUUUUCUCGUGACCAACACUUUUAUGCAAUCUUCCACCACAUUGAUUGUCUAGUCGCCUUCGACGACGACUUGAACAUGCAUGCUGGUAUCCCCCAAUACAAGGACGAGAGCAUUAUCACCAGUGCUGCUUGGGAAUCAUUGUUGUCCUCAGAGUCAGUUGAAAUUAACAACAUGCCCACAGCUGGCGGUCCAAGACGUAUGCCAGUUGGCGAAGAAGCUUUCUCCUGUACCUUGGAGGAUCUUCCCAAGCCUGAAAAGCCCAAGCCUUGCUUGCUUCGAACGUUCUCUAACUGCGAGCUUUUGAACGAUAUUGCCAAGGGUGGUCUCAAGAAAGGUCAACAAUUUGACUACGUCUUCAUGUAUGAACAUGAAGAUGAUGACUCUAUCUGCAUGGAAUUCUGCACCGCUGACGAUGGUGCAGUAACUCCCAGAGGUUAUCUCUUGAUGACCGAGAACAACAUCAAGUGGCAGUAAUUGCUAACGUAACAUAAUCAUAAUAUCACUAUCCAUUGUAUAUAUCCCACAAAUAUUACCAAUAGUUUUCAUAAUAUCAUCCAUUAUAA
Umbelopsis ramanniana AG is the source of this 1250-nucleotide messenger RNA. RefSeq lists its product as uncharacterized. Gene Ontology annotation, molecular function: protein binding. The record is from RefSeq and is a predicted model, not a curated record. Lineage: Eukaryota; Fungi; Mucoromycota; Umbelopsidomycetes; Umbelopsidales; Umbelopsidaceae. Bases 160 to 1161 code for a protein of 333 amino acids. The transcript has a single exon.